AUGCCACUCGAGAAAGCGCCAGGCAUUCCGGCAGACGACCGUCUCUACCACAUCGAGAAGGGUUGGGCUUUCUGCACCGCGUGCGUCAAAUACCGUCGUUCGGAGAUCUUCGUCGUCCAAGUCGCCAACAAGAAGUUCCCUCACACUGUCCGUUGGGUCCGUUGCGUUCCACAGAAGCUCGCAAACCGACCGGACGGCUCGAAGGCUGUCAUGAAGAUGAAUGACGAAGUCAGAGAGAUUCUCUACGAGAUUGCCGUGGAUCAGGGUUGGACUUGCUUCGAGGGCGACAAGACCAAAUUUCCGCUGUACAAGAAGCCUCCCAAGGUCAUCAAAGCUGCACAAUCAACCCAAAACAACCGUGGCAAAGCUACUGCUUCCGUCUUCACCGGCACUUCCACAGUCUCUAAGAAGCGCAAGAUCAAUGCUCCUGAGCUCGUCGACAGCGCUACCAUCGGCCACCCGGUCAAGAAGAAGAAGACCGACGCCCCAGUCGACGAGGAACACGCCGAAGCUCUUGAGAAAGCGGAGAAGAAGCGCGUCGAGGAGGCCGAGAUUGCUCGUGAAGCUUCUCUAAAGGCGAAGAUGGUGGACGGAAACGGUACCGGUGAUUGCUAUUACAUGCCGAUGGAUGGUAGUGGAGAGUUGCCCAUCUCAAUGAUCUGGAUCUGUGAUGAGCACACUAUCGAUCCGGUCAAGCUGGUCGGUCUCUGA
Cyphellophora attinorum is the source of this 711-nucleotide messenger RNA. RefSeq lists its product as uncharacterized. Bases 1 to 711 code for a protein of 236 amino acids. NCBI's taxonomy places the organism in Eukaryota, Fungi, Ascomycota, Eurotiomycetes, Chaetothyriales, Cyphellophoraceae. The record is from RefSeq and is a predicted model, not a curated record. The transcript has a single exon.